AGUGUUCAAUUUUCAGUUGAACUCUGAGCCACUUUAUCCGCAACUACCCUCGUCGCAUUCUCCCUCUCUCGCUCACUGUUCUCUGCUAAUUCUCUCCCCAGACGGACUGAGAGAGACACCAGAGGCCAUGGAAAGGCUUCUAUACUCAUCUUCUCCAACCCCUUUUAAGCUUCGCCCGAAAAACUCUCCCUUUGUCCAUCAUCGGCUCUGCGGAUUUGAUUCGGCCAAACUCGGUUUUCUCCGCCCAACUCGCCCCGAGUCUAAACGGUUCGGCUCAUUCUCUUGCAAAAGGAAAAACCCAUCUUCCUCCUCCUCUUCUUGCUCGUCGUCUGCAUCGAGUAAUUCACUAGCUCUACCUUCUUCCCUGGUCGGCUCGCCAGCUGGGUCGUUGCCCAAAUCCCAUUUUCUCAAACGGGUCUCAGUCGGGACUUCUGAUCAACAAAAGGUAAUCAAUGUGGGGAAAUGUAUGGUACUCUCUGCUCUCAUUAUGACCUUACUUCAACCAGUUUUUGCACCGGCGGCUUUUGCAACAUUUCAAAGUGCAGCUAAGGCAGGGGGUCCUGCUGCUGCUGCUGCAGUUGGGGGAAGGCUUAUUCAGACUGAAUUACUUAGUAGUGCUUGGACUGGUUUCUUUGCUGGUUGCUUACACACACUAUCAGGACCUGACCACCUUGCUGCUUUAGCUCCACUCUCAAUCGGUCGUAGCCGCAUGGAAAGUGCUGUUGUUGGAGCACUUUGGGGGUGUGGCCAUGAUGCUGGUCAGGUUAUUUUUGGCUUACUGUUUCUGCUGUUAAAAGACCGGCUCCACAUUGAAGUAAUCCGAACAUGGGGCACCAGAGUAGUGGGGGUUACCCUUCUUGCUAUUGGUGCUAUGGGCAUAAGGGAAGCUUCAGAAAUCCCCACCCCAUGUGUUGCCUUGGAAAAUGGUGAGUGUGAUGUUAGCAUUUACGAAUCACUCGAAAACCCAGCAGUUGGGAAGAAGAAAAUUGGUUUUGCCACUUUUGCCACUGGGAUAGUCCACGGGCUUCAACCAGAUGCAUUGAUGAUGGUCUUGCCAGCACUUGCCUUGCCUUCUCGCACAGCUGGCGCUGCAUUUCUUAUUAUGUUCUUGCUUGGGACUGUGGUUGCAAUGGGAAGCUAUACGGUGUUUAUAGGCUCAUGUAGCCAGGCAUUAAAGGAUAGGGUACCAAGAAUAACUGAGAAACUUACAUGGGCUUCUUCCUUUGUAGCAAUUGCUCUUGGAUUUGCCAUCAUCAUUAGCCAGUUUUUUGGGUAUAGCCUAUAUUAAUACCUCCUCCCAACUUUCGAGAUCAACAUUUUGUAGGCGUCCUUGUUAGUCUUAGAAAAAGAGUUCAGAAGGAUCAUCCAAUUUAUUUACCGCAAAAGUUAAAGCAUCUUGUCUUGAUAAGAAUCAUCAUCCUCUUUAAUCUGUCUCCUUUGGCUUGUGAAAGUUGUAAUUUUUAAGUACAAACGAACCUAGUGAAUUUUAUUUUUUUA
Molecule: messenger RNA, 1497 nt
Organism: Carya illinoinensis
Lineage: Eukaryota; Viridiplantae; Streptophyta; Magnoliopsida; Fagales; Juglandaceae
Exons: 2
Coding region: 128-1288 (386 amino acids)
Source: RefSeq, a predicted model, not a curated record